UUGCGGUGUACGUAGGCACCGAAACGAUGCCAAUACGGGGGUCACUACUGCCCCUUAUAUAUUGUCGGGAUGCAUCACCACAGUCAGUGUUCAACGGACAAUCAAAACAAACUACCAAAAUGUUCAAGUUUCUGAUCUUCUUCGCUCUCUUGGCUUUCGCCAUCGCAAAGCCUUUGGUGUACACAGCACCACUGACUGCAGCCUACAGCGCGUACACCGCACCCGUCGCAGCAGCGUACACCGCGCCGCUUGCGUACUCUCCAUACAGCGCGUACUCCCCCGUCGCUUACUCAGCCUACACUUACGCCUCCCCGUACUCUUACUACCUUUGAGUAUGACGAAUAUUGAGCUUAUGAAUUUUUAUUAACGAAAGUGAUAAGUUAAUGGAUCUUGAUGUUUUUAUUGUUUUUAAUGCGUCAUUAAA
Messenger RNA from Pararge aegeria (speckled wood butterfly), 424 nucleotides. RefSeq names its product neuropeptide-like 4. The transcript is spliced from 2 exons. The record is from RefSeq and is a predicted model, not a curated record. Lineage: Eukaryota; Metazoa; Arthropoda; Insecta; Lepidoptera; Nymphalidae. The coding region runs from base 27 to 332 and encodes 101 amino acids.